UCACCACUCACCUCUGCUCUGGGAUGUCAAAGUCAUUGUGUUACUCUUAAAGAGCCUGAUACACCAAAGCCAAUUUCAAACCGAGCACCAGAACAGCCUUCCAUGUCCACCCAAAGAGCCCUCUGGUUCGUCGCCAGCAAAGCUAGCAAAAAACCUUCACCACAAGGCACCCAAGGCGGCACCAUCUACAUCCACUGCCACGUCAAACCAGGCGCGAGCAAAACCCGCGAAGGCGUAACCUCCAUCACCGACGAAGCAGUCGAGAUAUGUGUUGCCGCGCAGGCAAAAGAGGGAGAGGCGAAUAAAGCUGUGGUCAAGGUUUUGAGUGAGGCUCUCAAUCUCCCCAAGUCCAACCUCGAGAUCACUCAGGGCCUCAAGUCCAGGGCCAAGACCAUUGCUGUUGCUGCCCCUGGGUCAUGGGUUGGUGGUAGUGGCGGCGAGGAGGAGUGCCUUGAAAGGGUGAAGGCGAAUUUGAACAAGGCGACCGAGGCGUGAUGUUGUGGUCAGAUGAUGCCCUCCAGACAGCUAGUGCCAUUUGGAUGAUCGUACCAUCGUC
This is a messenger RNA of Neurospora tetrasperma FGSC 2508, 556 nucleotides long. RefSeq lists its product as uncharacterized. The transcript has 2 exons. Bases 103 to 495 code for a protein of 130 amino acids. Gene Ontology annotation, cellular component: cytoplasm. Lineage: Eukaryota; Fungi; Ascomycota; Sordariomycetes; Sordariales; Sordariaceae. The record is from RefSeq and is a predicted model, not a curated record.